This is a messenger RNA of Sorex araneus (European shrew), 3356 nucleotides long. RefSeq names its product IDNK gluconokinase (gene IDNK). Gene Ontology annotation, molecular function: gluconokinase activity. Bases 403 to 843 code for a protein of 146 amino acids. The transcript has 5 exons. The record is from RefSeq and is a predicted model, not a curated record. Gene Ontology annotation, cellular component: cytoplasm. Lineage: Eukaryota; Metazoa; Chordata; Mammalia; Eulipotyphla; Soricidae.
GGCGAGCAGAGGCGGGGCGAGCGGGAGGCGGGCCGGAAGCCGGCGGCAGAGCGAGCCGGGAGACAUGGCGGCCCCGAGCGCGCUACUGGUGAUGGGCGUGAGCGGCUCCGGGAAAUCGAGCGUGGGCGCCCUGCUGGCAUCCGAGGUAACCCGCCCUUCUGUCUCCCAGGGGCACGCCCUGCUGCGGCUCCUGUUCUCUCCCUUCCCCCAGCCCUAAGGCCAGGCUGGCGUGUAAGUGCGAACAGGGGGAGGCAGGGGAAGAGCGGAGCUGCUGUUGGGGACCUCGUGGCGGCAGUCAUAUGAGUCGCCCUGCCCACUACAGGCUCCUUUCGUUCUGUUUCCAAGCUCGGGUGGAAAUUCUACGAUGCAGAUGACUAUCACCCGGAGGGAAAUCGAGUGAAGAUGAGCAGCGGGAUCCCCCUGGAUGACCAGGACAGAAUUCCAUGGCUCUGCAAAUUACACGACAUAUUACUAAGAGAUACAACUUCAGGACAACCUGUGGUUCUAGCAUGCUCGGCUCUUAAGAAAAUGUACCGAGACAUCUUAAUCGGAGGAAAGGACAGUAACUCUCAGAAGUCUGCUGAGUCUGGGAAGGAGGAAGAGUCAGCGGAGGUGAAGCUCCUGGUGGUGUAUCUCAGUGGGUCAUCAGAGGUUAUUGCUGAACGUUUAUGCAAAAGAAAAGGCCAUUUCAUGUCCCCUAAUUUAUUGCAGUCCCAGUUUGAUACUCUAGAGCCACCUUCAGCUCCAGAAAAUUUCAUCCAAAUCAGUGUGGACAAAACUCUUUCAGAGAUAAUCACUACAAUUAUGGAAAAAAUAAAACCAAGAAUCUUUUCUAGUCAGUAGUUCUAAACAGAAUUAAGCAAAAAUCUCAACCCCGUGCCAGAUCAUGUUCAGUACUGUAUUCUAAAUUAAGGUAACCAGUAAGCGCUUGUUUGGGUGUACUUUUAGGAAUCUGUGAUGCCACUGUACAUUGGUAGAUGAGAAGUAACUUUGAAAGUAAAAGCUUCAAGAAUUCAUGUGACUCAAUCAAAUGAUUAGAGUAAUAUUGAUCAUUAAUACUGUAAACCAUAAUCUUAAACAUUCUGAUCAUUUCUGUAUUCAAAUAAAUUAAAUUUGACUAUCCUGGCAACUCCUGAAAACUGGUCUUAGUACAAAACAAUCGCCAAGUUAUUUUAUAGCCUUUUCUUGAGUUAUUUCAAAACAGACAAUGCACUUAUAAAGUUCACAAUUAUAUAAUAAAUUGUAAAGGCAGAACUGGAGUGAACAAUAACCAGGCAGGUGUCAAUAUGCCUAUUCUGCCAUGAAAGACACCACUCGCCCUUCUAGGCAAACGCUGGCGAAUAGCACUAAGCUGCUUUAGUCAUACCAAUGGGCAGUGAUGAGCAGACAGUUGCUGGGCAGUGUGAAAUGAUAGGGGAUGUUGAAGAUUCAUUCCUGGCAUCAACUAAACACCACAUAGGGAAGCAGAAUCUGACUGUCAUAGUCUAGUUGAAGCUUUUUGCCAUGGGCUUUAGGAAUAAGGUUCAGUGUUCUCUGUCCAAGCCAGUGCCCCAGCACCCAGCCACUCUGCUUGCCCACUGGUUGGUCCUGGGCAGACAGAUACUCUUUUCUUUCACAAAGGCAGUCGCUCAAGAACUGCAUAUGUAAUGUGUGAGGUGUUGAUGGAACAAGUGGAAUGAAAGGGCCCUUCUGGUGGCUGGUCAAAAUGCAGCACCUGUAUUCUCUCUGCCAUGCUAUUUAGGGCACCAUUUGCCAAUCUCUGGUUUAUAUAUUUAAGGUUGAGGUCAUGAAGCUGUCCAGUCAGUACAUCCUUGCUGGGCGAGUGAGCUCCACAAUUAGAGGAAAGAUCGGUACAUUGUUCUUAGUGCCAUACUGGAUGCUGUGAUGGUCACCAGGGAGGGCCUGAGACUCCAAAGCCCAGGAUCUCUAGUGGCUGGGUGGGAAGGUAGGGUGAGAAGAUACCAGAUUAUCUGAGUAAAGGAUGCACAGGAAGGAUGUGAGCGGGGCCUUGAAAAUAGAUAAAGGAGGAUAGAAGUCUGUGCCCCCGUUCCCAUCCCAGACUAAAUGCCAAAGUACUUCCUUUAAUGCAAGACUUGAACCAGACUGCCAUGGCUCCUCCACAGCCGUGCAAUCAUUCUAGGUCUCAGCUUGUCCAGCUCCCCCACCCCCACAUCAGGGACAAGGACAGAAAAUAAAAGAAAUACAGUAGCUCUCAGCCUCAGCUGCAUGAUACACUUACCUGAGGAACUUACUCAGAUAUCUUCUUCCUCCCCAAAACCUAUCCAGCCAACACUGAUUAGGAGGGGCUGAGGUCUCUGGAACAGAAAUAUUCACAGCAACACUGAUGAGCAGCCUGGCUUGAGAACUGCAGGGUAACCUCUGACAACAGGACUAUGCCUAGCUCUCCAAACUGUGCUGAUACCACAAUGCCACAACCAGAAGAGAGGCUUUUCAAUAAUGAAGUUCAGGGAUGGACAGAGGCCUAAUCUGGGACAGAUGCACUGAAAAACUUUAAAAGGUCACGGUUAUCUAUCAGCCUAAAUGAAGCUCUGGGCAGGUGAGUGGGGAUUAGUGGCUGAUUUAACUUGGUGUAACAGGUAGAAGAAACUGAGGGGGUAGGGAAACAAUUCCCUUUCUCUACUAAGGAUACUCUUGAGUUAUAUGAUCCGAGGUAGAGUAAACCACAGAUACAGUAUUUCAUAAAGCCUAGCUGGUCUUCCCUUGCAUGGUUCUCUUAGCAGGGGGAAAUAAAGGUUUUCAAAUUCUUCUCAGUAAGUAAAUACAUAUAUGGAAUGAGUGUAGAGACAUUUGUCUUUAAAGUCAUUAAGUUUACCAGCAAUCCCGUUUACUCACACAAUAAUAAAGUAUUAUUACUCAGCCAUAAAAAAGAAUGAAGGCCUGUUACAUGCUACAACAUGGAUGAAUGCAAUAAGGCAUUAUGUUUAGUGAUAAAAGCCAGGACAAUAGACAACAUAUUAGUUGAUUCUAUUUGUAAGACAGGAAAAUUCACAGAAAGCAAUCAGUGGUUUUUCAAGGAAGUAGGGAAGACAGGAGCUGGGCAGCAUUUCUUUGGGGGAAAGGGGGAAUAAUGGAAAUGUUCUAGAAUUAAUAGUGAUGACUGUGAUAACAAUAAAAUUACUAAGCAUAACUGAAAUACUUCAAAAUGGUAAAUUCUUAACAUGUAAAAUCCAGCCAACAAAAGCAGAAACACUAUUAGUAUAUACUUGUGUCUGUAUGAAUAUAUACUCACAAUGUAUGUGCACAAUGUAUGUAUACACUAAUUAGAAUAUAUUAGUACAUAUCCAUAGAUACCCAUGUCUGUAUGAAUACUCACAAUGUAUGUGCGCGUGCACACU